Messenger RNA from Anopheles bellator, 1532 nucleotides. It is a transcript of the gene Spf45, whose product is annotated as splicing factor 45. The transcript is spliced from 4 exons. The record is from RefSeq and is a predicted model, not a curated record. Bases 1 to 1347 code for a protein of 448 amino acids. Gene Ontology annotation, molecular function: RNA binding. NCBI's taxonomy places the organism in Eukaryota, Metazoa, Arthropoda, Insecta, Diptera, Culicidae. Gene Ontology annotation, cellular component: precatalytic spliceosome. Gene Ontology annotation, biological process: alternative mRNA splicing, via spliceosome; mRNA cis splicing, via spliceosome.
AUGGCUCUGUACGACGACGAUUUGGACACCAAACACGGAAUAGCCGGAUGGUCGUCUGGUAUCAAGUUGCUGCAAACGCAGCUGCAAGUGAAGAAAGUGAACCAACCCGUCAUAACACCGAAAGCGAUCCUGCGGAAACCACUCGUCAACACGAAGAUAUUAACGCCCGUAGUACUUAAGGCAAAGAAGGAACCAUCCGCCGAUCAGCCGCAACCGUUCACGACGGUUUCCAGUGGUCUCGCUGGCCAGGUUACAAUAGAAACGACGGCCAUCGUUAAGCCGAAACCCAUCACGGUGACAACAGCCAACCCGGCGCCACAUCCGAUUAGUGCGGCCGCCUCGGAAGACUACAGCUGGGAUGUGGUGGACGAGUAUGAUCCGAUGUGGCCAAACGAGUACGACAAGUUGGUGAAGGAUCGGAAAUCGAAGGAACCGCCGAUUAAACCGUUGCAGAACAGCUUUGGUCGCAGCCGGCGCGAAUACAAACGUUCGUUUGGUGGCCGCAUGAAUAGCAACAACAAUAGUAACAACAACACUGGCAACACUGGCGGAGGUGGAGGCACACAGAGCCACGGUGGUGGUGGCCCCGUCGGCGGCCCUGCUGAAGACGAUUCGCCUGCGGUUAAAAAGUACAGUGGCUUUGCCGGACGACCGUCGUCAGAUGAUGAGGAAGAGUUUCGACCCGGUCAAGCUCGUGCUACGUCGGGUGCCGCAAUUGCGCCGCCUCCUUCGUUGCAGGAAUCAAUCGGUGUUCCGAUUCCGGAGGGUGGAUCCAAAGUGUCGCAGUUGGCGGCGUACGGUGGCAGUUCAGUGGCGGCCAAAAUUAUGGCCAAGUACGGUUUCAAGGAUGGUCAAGGAUUGGGUAAGCAGGAACAAGGUAUGGCCGUUGCCCUGCAGGUAGAGAAAACGUCCAAACGCGGGGGACGGAUUGUUCACGAAAAGGAUAUUCCUGCGACAGACAGUACAACGCCAGGAAGUGAACCUGCCUCCGGUUCACCUCCAAGAACCGGAUCCAAUCAGGAACCGUCGAUAACGGAAAUUAUGAAAUCACCCAGCAAAGUGGUACUACUGAGGAACAUGGUCGGUCCGGGUGACGUAGACGAUGAGCUGGAGCCAGAAGUAAAGGACGAAUGUAACACAAAGUACGGCGAUGUGGUGACUGUGGUGAUACACGAAGUAGUAAACGUCGUUCCGGAAGAAACCGUCCGCAUCUUCGUCGAGUUCAAGCGCAUGGAGAGCGCCAUCAAGGCGGUGGUGGACUUGAAUGGCCGCUUUUUCGGCGGACGACAGGUACGCGCAGGGUUCUACAACCAGGAACGGUUCGAAAGCAUGGAUCUUACUGGAUAGGCUUGGUCACACUGGCCAGAAGUGCCGCCGUGUAAUUAGCAACUUCUCAUAGAAGUUACAUUCGUAUAAAACUCUACAACUUGCACAACCGAUCGUUAGCUUCCUUGGAUUGAUUUCGCGUUUGUUUAGAAGGAGCUCCUGUUCUCCACGGUACUAAUAAAACCCGAUGCAACCUUGAUGAAGCA